This is a messenger RNA of Aphis gossypii (cotton aphid), 1817 nucleotides long. RefSeq names its product cysteine and histidine-rich protein 1 homolog. Gene Ontology annotation, molecular function: zinc ion binding. The record is from RefSeq and is a predicted model, not a curated record. The transcript is spliced from 6 exons. Bases 314 to 1465 code for a protein of 383 amino acids. Lineage: Eukaryota; Metazoa; Arthropoda; Insecta; Hemiptera; Aphididae. Gene Ontology annotation, cellular component: nucleus.
CCGUCCGCUGGACAAGUUGUAUUUAUUAUUACGGCGCAGUUGUUGGUUUUUUUUUUUUAUAUCGUUUUUAUUUUUUCCGUACCACUUUGACUCGUCGCGCACCAGCCAAGUGUAAUAUUACUGUACUAAUUUUUUUUCUGCUGACCUCCAUCAAAUUUGCUUUUUACGUUUGCGAGUAUUGCAUUUGUACAAUACUAGUGGUGUCCGUAAAGUAGCCAUACCGAGUAAACGACAUUAUUCUGUCACAUCACUUUUGGGUCUGCUCAAACGUAAUUCAUUGCAUUCUCGUCGUUUCCUGGAAAACAGUCGGGCCAUGUCCGACGGCGAAGGUUCGGCGCAGAUCGCCGCUGUGGAAACGGGCGGUCAACCGGACAAUAUUACGGUGGUCAUUGAUGGACAGCAGCAGCAGCAGCAACAGCAGCAAAACGUAUCCAUCACCAAAGACGACGGUGAACCUAAUCCAAAAAAGGCCAAGCUUUCCGGUGGCGGUAAUGACGUGUUCGGUCGGGGUGGCGGUGGCGGCGACAAGCAGCACGCCGCUUCAGAAAAGCUGGAACAUAGGCUGGGAGGCAUACUGUGCUGCGCCGUGUGCUUAGAUUUGCCCAGAUCGUCCAUCUAUCAGUGUACAAAUGGGCAUUUAAUGUGCGCUGGAUGCUUUGCUCAUUUGUUAGCUGAUGCACGUUUACGAGAUGAAAUGGCCACAUGUCCUAAUUGUCGUGUGGACAUAGCCAAAAAUACAGCUACACGUAAUUUGGCUGUUGAGAAAGCAGUUAGUGAACUUCCAUCGGAGUGUCAGUUUUGCGCCAAAGAAUUCCCACGUAACACAUUACAACACCAUGAACAACAGCUUUGUGCAGAACGACCAGUAAAAUGUGGAUAUAGUAAAAUAGGCUGUCCUUGGCGUGGACCCAGUCAUGAAGCAUCUGAACAUGAAAAAAUGUGCCCUCACCCAUCAUCUACGGGAAAAGAUGUUAUGUCCGCACUUGAUGCUAUGGACCAAAAGUUUCAGGAAGAGAAACUUUUAUAUGAUACCAUAUUUGACUUGAUGAGUUUUGAAAAGAUAACAUUUAAUGAUUUGCAAUUAAAACCAUACAGAACAGAAGAAUUUGUACACAAAUUGUAUUAUGAAACUGCCCGAUUUUCAGCAUUCAAUUUUCAGUGGGUAGUCAAAACCCGCAUCAAUAACAUGCAAAGAGACCCAGCAUUAAGUGUUGAUCGUCACAUGUCAUACCAGCUGAUUCUGAAAACCAAAAUCCCCACACCCAUGUCUGUCCAUUAUCUAGUAGUUAAAGGACCAUUUGGUGAUAUGAAGGUGAAUCCGAAAAUUUAUAAGUUUGAAUUCAACGAGAAUGAAACAGAAACACAAUUUGUAACAUUGCCAUUACCAGACUCAGCCGAAUGUAAUCGGCUGUUAGCUGCCAAAACAAUCAACUUGAGGUUGAUAAUGUUUUUGGUGUCGAAAUAAUCACAAAAUCAAUACUUAUAUAUAUAUAAUAUAUAUAAAUAAAGUAAUAUUUAAUCAUCAAAAAGCUGUUUCCACUUAUAUUAUUAAAAUGUUUAUUUUUUUUUUCAUUAUUAUUUACCUAGGCGUAUAUAGAUAUAAUUGUUUUUUUUUUUUAAAUUAACAAAGCGUAUUAAGCUAUUUUUUAAAAGUUUUAUAGUUUAUUUUUAUCUUAUUAUUUUAUUUUAUGUUAUUGUUGACGUCAUUUCCCCAUGGUUUCACCUUGCCCUCUAGCACGUUUAUCUUUCCUCAUUGUAUUGUAUUUUAAUAUUUUAUUGGACAUAAAUAAAGUAACACUUCAGAGUUAUUAUAUAAA